AUGUCGGCUCAAGAUGAACGUAAUGACAUUAUAUUGGAGUGUAUACCAACGCUGGUGAAACUACUAACAGGAUUCGAGGACGAUGACGUUAAUACCGAACAUUGUAUCCAUUUUGCAUGGAAUAUAAUAAGGAAUCAUCGAAACCUCAGCACAAACAGUCAUGAUGUUCGGCGUAAAAUCGAAGGCAUACAGGAACGAUUUCAUGUUGAAAAUUGUUCCGAAUAUGCCGACUACUUAGGACGUUUGUGUGAUGAAGUUGUACGGCAUCCCUUAUGUGUUGAUCACUAUGAAGUGGAUGUCCAUUGGUCUUUGUUGGAUUUCCUCUUUGAAUUGGCCUAUAAUCCCACAGUUGCCUUGAAGAAGAACAAACAUAAAAUUGAAAUAAAACCAGCAGUGUCGGAAGAAGUUGAAAGUGUUAAAGACAAUGAGAAAGCCUAUUGGUUGAAUAAGCUGAAAGAAGAUUUUAUACCAGUUCCUACAUAUGAUACCAGUGAAUCGGAUUUAAGUGAUUGGAGUGAUGAUGAUGAGGAGGAUAUUACCGUAAAUACCACAGCAGAUGCCACAGCUGCCAUUGAAAACUUAUCAAUUGCAGAACAAAAGCCUCCAGUAUAUAUAGCUCCAUCAGUUGUCCAUGAACUGAGACCACCACAAAAGUCCUUGCCUUAUAAGAUAUUUGAUUCAUCAGAUGCUGAGAAAAAGCUUGAUGAAAAAAUACAACAUUCGUGGUGGAACAUAGCAAAGGGAGAACAUCACAAUGCCAUUAUAGAAAGUAAUCAUCCCCUGUCCAACUUUGCAUUGGACUAUAGCCGUUUUCUAAGUGAUACUUCUAAUAAUCUGAUACGCUUUGAAGAGCCUAACACCAUUGCCGAACAACAUGUUUUACGUGAAAUCUUAUGGACAUUUCAGAGACCAACAAAUUCCGCUGUUUUCAUGCUGGAUGCAAAUAAGCAGUUAAGCUUAAGGCCAAAUGUCACAAUACCAAGUUGUGGAGUGAAUGCCUUUCAGACCUAUCUGGAGAAUCAAUAUUUGCCCUAUCUUAAAAUGAUGAAUGUCUUGAGGCAAUUCCACAAGGCAAUUUAUUGCUGUGAAGAUCGUUUACCACCACGCACCCUGGAGUGUUAUGCCGCCAAUUUACAUUUGCAUUUGAAACCGGUAUGGCAAACAAUUCUGGACUAUGAAAAACGCCUAAGGGAACCCAAAGAUUUUGAAGUGAAUACCCUGGUUACCAUGCGAUCCUAUUUGGAUGAAUCUUUGCGUCACUUGCAAUCCCUGUAUGAGUUACACGAAAAGGUGUUUCUUGAUUGGCGUCAACAUCCUGCCCACAUAACCAGUGCUUUCCUUUUAUCCAGUCUUAUGAACUGUUACCAAACGGAGAGUAGUGUGGCCAAGGGAAACCUAUUUAUGUCCCUGUUAUUGUCUAGUAUCAAAGUAUUUUGCGAUAUCAUUGACACUUGGUGGACAGAUGGGCGCCUAGAUGAUUGGCAACAGGAAUAUAUUGUGGAAAGGAUUAGCAAUAGCGACCAAUCGGUGUGCAUGCGAGAGUAUCGCAAAAACAAAAGCAAAGCCUUCUUUGUCCCCACCCAUGUUAGCAAGGUAAUUGAAAAUAACAGUUUAUUCCAAUUGAUGCGUGAACAUUCGCUGGAAGCGGGUAGAACACUAAAUUUGUUAUAUGAAAUAAAUCGAAUUGGGGAUUUGCGUAAAAACUGCGACGCCAUGGGUGGAAAGCUGUAUAAUGUCUUCAUAGAAGAUUUUCUAAAACAAGUUGGGAUUUUGCAAAAUGAAGUGGCACAGGCAUCCGGUGAAAUGGAUGUUGCAAAUGACACAGAACCCAAUGAUAGUGGAUUUUAUAAUGAAGCGCCCAACAAUUCCACAAAUAAUGGGGAAAAGAAAACACAGUCUCUGCUUGAUUGCUUAACAACAACCGAUAGUUAUUUGAUUAUGGCAUUUGCUUUAAAUAUCCGUGAAGAACACCUUGUUGAAGAAGAGGAAGAUGAAGCCAACCCAUGCAAUGUAAAGAAGGAAGAGAAGGAGAUUAAUGCUUCCUCUAUUUAUGAGUCACUAAAGAAGAAGGCUAAUAAAAAUAUUUUACCUCUGGAGGAGUUACUGAUAUCAACAUUGAGUCACAUAUUCAAAAUGCGUAUUGCCUUUGCAAAUAGUUUUGUUUUGAAAUUGUAUAGAGAAGAGUUUAUGAUUUUAAAACAUUUAAGGAAUAUACGUAAAGUUAUGCUAUUGGAAGCCAGUGAUGCCAUGCACAUCUUCUACAGUAAAUUGUUUAGUCAGAUUGAAUCUGGUGAAUCUUGGGCAAAUCGUUCCCUGCUCACCAUGCAAUUGGAUGAUAUCAUUUGUUCCAAAUAUCCCGAUAUGUCUCUGCUAUUCUGUUUGGAGGUAAAUUCUGCAUUUCGUUGUCAAACCACCAAAGUUAUUGAGGCCGUGGAGGAGUUAAUUGUCACCUACAACUUUACAAGGGAACUGUCGCACAUCAUAUCGCCAGAGGACAUUAAGGCCUAUAAUAAAGUGUUCUGUUUCCUGCUAAAAGUCAAAUGGGGUAUAACAACAUUGGAAAAACUGCAAUUUGCACGUUCCCACAAGAGGAGAAUUCCCUAUGCACGAUUUGAAAUGAUAGACCUAAUAAUGAGACGUUUGGAACAGUUACGUUUUUGGAUGAUCUAUGCCAUACAAAGUGUACAUUUCCAUUUAAUGACUCACGUUCUACAGUCAAUGGGCGAACAACUGGAUGAGAAAAUUGAAAAAUGUGAAAAUUUCCAAGAAAUGGAAAUGGUCCAUAAAUCGUAUUUGAGUACAGUGUGUGAACAUUGUUUCCUAACGGAUAAUGUCAAUACCAUUAAAGUGGGUGUGGAACAACUGUUAAGUCUUGUAUCCAUAUUAAGGGCCGAAUGGUUGGCUUGUGUGAAAUUUAUUGAAAGCAAUAAUCCUUUGGCCAUAUCAUUGGACGACAGCGCCAGUGAAGAUACUGACACCGAUUUUGUUAGUAAUUCACAAAUCGAUGCCAUGGAAUAUACCUACAUCUGUUGCCAUCAGUACUUGGCCAAUAUAUUGAAUGAUCAGGUGUAUUUAAAGAAAAAUACAUUUUUGUCUGGCUUAAGAGCUGCAUUCAAUACCAGUCUACCGCACUAACAUUUGUUAUAAAUUAUUUAUUU
Musca vetustissima is the source of this 3158-nucleotide messenger RNA. It is a transcript of the gene Grip128, whose product is annotated as gamma-tubulin complex component 5. Lineage: Eukaryota; Metazoa; Arthropoda; Insecta; Diptera; Muscidae. Gene Ontology annotation, molecular function: gamma-tubulin binding; microtubule minus-end binding. The coding region runs from base 1 to 3135 and encodes 1044 amino acids. Gene Ontology annotation, cellular component: centrosome; spindle pole; gamma-tubulin complex. The record is from RefSeq and is a predicted model, not a curated record. Gene Ontology annotation, biological process: meiotic cell cycle; microtubule nucleation; cytoplasmic microtubule organization. The transcript has 8 exons.